AUGGCUGCCUACAAGGUGCACAUCCAACCUGGGAACUUCUCUUUCUCCUUCCGACAUCUAUCUGGAGAAUCUGGCAUGGGUAUGAUCUCGCCGAUCUGGAAGGACGCCGAUGACCAUCCACCGAGCGGUGUUACAAGGAUCAAGCUGUUCCUACAUGACCAUGGUGACGCUGCCGCGAAUGACUCCCAUCGCCAGCUAAUACUGCAGCAAUUUCGCGAGAUUCAGGACACUCACCUCCUUUUCCUCAAGAACAUUCAGCGCAUCUGCAUCGUCUUUCUGGAUGAAGUGGGAAGAGGACCUCAGCCACAAACUUCUCAUUCCGGUCUUCCGAUCCUGAUCCAAUUCUUGAUACAAGCAGACUUGGUUACACAGGCCAAUCGGCAAGAUAUCGUUGCAACGUCCAGCAGGAAUAUUGCCCUGUUCGACGGACUGGCAGAAGCAUUCAUUAAGGCCAUACAGCAGCUGUGCUCACAUAAGUCUCUUCAAUACACCUCGAUGAGAUAUCUGCCUUCAAAGGACGAUUUUCCGUGGGAAGGAUAUUGGCAUUCUUUGGUUAUCCGUAUCCAGAAAAAGCUUGCGCAUGAAUCAGUCAUGCGUCCUCGAAGCGGUAACGCUCUCAGCCCGAUUGGGCAGAUGCGAAGGCUUACAAGGGAAGGAAUACUUGACGGAACGCUGCUAUUUGAUGACACGAACCCGGAGAUAUACUUGUCGCAGCAUUAUAAAUCUUCUGAUUUAUUGAAGCUGGAAGAAGACGGAUUGAUGAGAAUAACCACGACACAGAUCUUGGAUCGUGUGAAAGAGGACCUUGGGCGUUCCAAUUCUCGGAUGAAGUCAACUGAUGCAGCCAACCAGUGGCACACGGCUGCAGCAGAGCUUCUAGGUAUCCCUUUUAAAAAGCAGUCCACUAAGUCGAUCAGUAUCUUACGGGAGCUCGAUCUGAUCCCGCUGCAAAAUGGAGAAUGGAUAGCAGCCCAAUCUGCGACGAACCGACUGUCUUUCCCGUCUGUGGACGACAUUAUAAUCUCUCAAGAUUUUCCACUCAGUCUCAUCAACUGGCACGCUGCACGAGCUCAACUUUUCACACAUCUCGGAGCAACCAAACCAUCGGUCAAACGUGUGCGAAAGCUUAUAUUCAAGAAAUAUACAGACAGGGUGAACUUCAAAUCUCUUUUCGAUGAUUUAGACCAUCCGCAGGAAAUCUCGAUGGCUCAUUUGACGUUCCUCUAUCCGGUCCUGAUAGAUGAUGGAUCUCUCAAAACGCCAAGAUCCCAGGAUGUUUAUCUCAUUGAUGACCAUCGUUAUGGUGCAAAGAAGCUUCUUUGCCAAGUCACUGACCAAGACAACCCUGAUUGUAAUGCGCUAGGUUCUGUGGUGCCAUUCCUGCAGCCGGCGUAUCUGGAGGGCCCCGAGGACCAGCGGGAUACCAAUGGUGCCGAGCCAUGGCUGCAAUGGCUCGAGAAUACCUUAGGUGUGCGUAGGCGUCUAAGGCUGAUAGAUAGGGGCUCGAUCACCAAGGAGUUUAAGCACAUCAUAAACAAAAGAGCCCCCGAUCUAAUCGGUGUGUUACAAAAUUACUGGCACAUUAUUGGAACAGAUAUCACAAGUAAUGAGUCAAUCAGAGACGAGCUUAGCAAGGCCAAAGUACCGUGCGCGUUUGGAGUGGGAAAGUACGACGAUCUUCGUUUUUACUUGGAUAUUUUGGUAUACUUAGCUGAAAAUGUUGGUGAUACGAUUGAUGAAUUACCUAUGACAUCCAAGAUCAAAAUUCCAAGAAAGAGAGCUGAUGCUGCUUCCCGAAUACGAACCUGGAAUAGCGCGUUACAAAAAGAAAAACAAGACAAUGCAGACCAAGGUAUUAUACUUCAGAUGUACGAGCGACUCAAGUCUAUGAGCUACGAGAUCCCACGAACGAAAUGGGAGGAAGCAAUAUUACAAGAUCUUUUUCGUCAGCUUCCUCGGUGUUCCAACUUUGACGUGGCAAUGGUCCACGACGAGCUCAAGAGGAAGGGACUUUCGGAUAGCACGUCUGUUUCAGAAGAGAAGCAAGAGCUGUGGCAAUUCAACUCUCUACUAACCGCAGAGACGGAGUCGCUAGAUCCCCAACCCGUAUUGGAGGGACGGAUAUUUCCUGUGAAGCUCCUAGGCGGCGAGGUGCUGUUGCUCUCAGCCAUAUCCGAUUUCGCUUUAGUGGAUCGAAAGGGUCUUGGUGAUGCCUUUGCCAAACUUGUGAAGCUGCUGGACUUUACUCCGGAUGAGGUUUGUCGCCUUCAGCCUCUCUUGCACUGGGCUGGACUGGACGACCGCCACCUUUCCAUCAAAGUAACGGAAGUCGCAACACCAUCACUCGACGCAGAAGGCUCACUCCAAUUUUCACGCCGUCAAUUUAAACAUAGAGCGUAUGCCUUAUGCCGGUUUGUCAACACACGCGAGAGAGCUUUUGAGAACUUAACUGUCGCUGACAAAACACACGGCCUUGCCAUGAAUUAUGAGAGUCCGAGGGCCCUACGUGGCCCCUACUCGUUCUACCAGCUAUUAAGGCGCUCUGAAGUAAUAGAAACAGAUGGUAUUAGUUUGGAGCUGCAACUUAUUGAAGAUGGUCGCACGCUGCGAGUGCAGCAGCCACAGACCAACCUCCACAUCAAUCACUCGGACGGCUCUCUUAAAAUCUACGUUCCUAAGUACGGCUGCCGUCAGGAGACGUGCUUGUAUUCCAAGCUCCUCAAUGCUCUGUUAAAGUGGAUGGUGGCCGAAGAUGCUUUUAAGCUUGACUUCCCCAACGAAGACAUAACCACUCCAGAACGCGAAGAGCGGGCAUGCGCAUCCGAGGGCUCGGGAUAUCUCCGAUUGCUCGAGAAGGUAGUGAACGCAGCACAUAAAACCAGCCUACGGCAGAACGGAAGCUUCGGCUUGUCCGGCAAGAGAAACGCAAAUAAUGAAACUGCUGAAGACUAUUUACCGACGCACAUUUUCAGUCAGUAUGAGCGAUAUAGGAUGAUCGGAGCUGCUGGUGAACUCUAUACGACAACCGGCUCGCAUGAUAAGCCGUUCUAUGCGAGCAAGGCUCAGUACAAGAGGAUGCAAGAUAUAUCUUGUGGGGAAUCGGAUACUGAGAAUCUUGAGACGAUAUACGUCGUCUUCCGUGUUUUCAACCUUAGCAAAGGAUCGACGGGGCUGGCGAUAUACGUUGAUCCUGCCAGUAUGAACCGGCAAGGAAGCUUGAAAUUCACGGUGGAUAGCUGGACGGUCAUUCCCGGAGAGACAAGCUCUUAG
This is a messenger RNA of Pseudomassariella vexata, 3270 nucleotides long. RefSeq lists its product as uncharacterized. The record is from RefSeq and is a predicted model, not a curated record. Bases 1 to 3270 code for a protein of 1089 amino acids. Lineage: Eukaryota; Fungi; Ascomycota; Sordariomycetes; Amphisphaeriales; Pseudomassariaceae. The transcript has 10 exons.